AUGAACGACGACGCGCCGAUCGCGGACGUCGGGACGACGCGGCGAAACGCGGCGAAAACGAUCGAAGAGGCGAUGGCGAGCUCGACGAUCGCGCGGUUGGCGUGGAGCGGGUGGACGCACGUGACGAGACGACGAAGGGAGACGAACGCGCGCGCGACGGCGCUGUGGCGGGAUCGGUCGCGACGAACGAGCGCGCGAACGCUGAUCGCGUGGGCGCGAAUCACGAAGUUUAACGCGAAACGACGGGAGAUGACGCUGGAGCGAUCGAGGGCGCAGCGGGAACACGCGAAAAAGUUGAGGACGCUGAGGGAGUGGAAGGCGAGCGUGCGACGGACGAGGGAGGCGAGACGCGACGUGAUUCACAAGUAUUUGGUGUGGCGGGCGAAGAAGUUCUUGAGGCAUUGGCGACAGGCGACGGAGGAGAGCGUUGAGGCGCGAGGGGGACGGAAGCGCGCGGUGGAACCCGCGGCGGCGGCGGAGCCGAGCGCGGCGCCGACCAAGGCGGCGGCGGUUCGCCGCAGGGAACGACACGCCACCGUGAGCGUGGGCGACAUGAAGAGCAGAUUGUGGACCAAGGCUGACCCCGCGGCGGUGCCGAUGCCGGUGUCACACGUCGUGGAAGAGAUUGAAGCCGCGGUGAUGGUCGAACGAACGACGUCGGGGACGUCGACGACGUCCACGACAACGACGUCCGCGCCUCAAACGCAGCGCGCGCAAGUUCGACGACGGAAAGUCGUCGUGCGCGAGUCCGGAGAAAAUGAAGCGGAGGAAACGGUAGUCGUGACGAAGAAGAGUGCCGAUGCGAAGAAGAUGACGAAGACGAAGACGACGAAGCUGGUGGACGCCACGACGAUGACGCCGGUUGCGAGCGCGGUCUCGCAGCCGUCGCCGCGAACGUCAUCGUCAUCGUCGCAGCACAUGUCGACCAUCAUUAUAGUCGUCGUACUGUUGGCGAUUUUCGGCGCCAUCGCGCUCGCGUCCAUCUUGACUGGCGUCUCGCCUUCCUUUGUCGGCGCCGGGGCGACCUCCGUCGUGCGCCAGCAUCUCUCCGAGGCGCAACGAAACGUGACGAUUUUAGCGCGUGCGUCGGCGAUGCAGCGAAGAGAAUUAGAGGCGUGUCGUACGUUCGGUGGCGGCGUGCCCGACGCGAGUCAAAACGCCGCAAUCGCUUCCGCGGAGGCCAAGGUUUCAGAUUCCGUCGUCCAAGUUGCCGAUUUAGAGGUGAAACUCACCAAGGCUAAAGCCGACGUCGCCGCGGCGCAGAGCGCACAAAAGUUAGCCGAAGACCGAUUCAAUCGCUUAGGUUCGUCAGCGAUGACUGUGGCGCAGUUACAAGAGUCGUUACAAAAGAUGACGACGCGAGCGACGUAUUGCGAGUCCACGUCGGCGCAAGCGUUGAAGCUCAAAGCCGCCAAAGACAUCGCGACGGCGCGCGCCGAGAGUGCGGAGAAAGACGCCGCGGAUACGAAGUCGAAGUUGACCAAGACUAAGACGCACUUGUUGGCGGCGCAGCGCUCGUUGACGCAAACCGUGGAUGUGGCGAAUGAGUGCAGGUACCAAAUCGGGAAGCCCGCGUACGUGCCGUCGUAUCACUCCAACUCGUCCCUGCUCCGCGUCAUUGCGGACAUGUUCCCCGCGUUUUCGUGGUUCUUUUCAUCCUCGGCGUUGUUGUUUUACGUUGUGUGCUCGUAUGCGUACUAUUUGCGCGCGAUGGUGGCAUCAUUAGUUGGUGAAAGAGAUACGCUCGUCGGUGAAUUGGCGAAAAUUCGCACGCGAGGCGUGGCGCCAAACCGGCCGCAUCUCGAGCACACCAGGGUGAUGCACGAGCAUAGCGCGGAAAGUAGCGGUGCUGACGAUGAUUCGCCAUCAGUCGGUAAGACGUCGUCGUUCGAUCGGAAGCGUUCCCGCAGUGUGAGCGACAUCGGAAAAGAUGGCGCGGAGACGUCGCAAAAGAAGACCGCGACGGCGAGCGACGUCAAGGAUAACGACGAAGAGAACGAGUCCGCAGCGACGAGAGUGGAGGAAGUCACAAGCGCUGAAGAUUUGAGCAAGGAGCAAACAGAGCGCGCGCACAAACUCAUCGAAAGGUGGGCUGAGAAGUCAGCCGACGACGAGAUUACGGGCGAACUCGAUCGCAUCCGUCGACUCGUCGAAUUGGAAGACGAGCGCGAGCGAUUAGAGGAGGAGUCGCAGCUCGAGCGGCUUAAGCGCCAGAUUGAGUUAUCUGCAAAUGAUACGCCGUGGCUUUAA
Messenger RNA from Ostreococcus lucimarinus CCE9901, 2250 nucleotides. RefSeq lists its product with no specific name. NCBI's taxonomy places the organism in Eukaryota, Viridiplantae, Chlorophyta, Mamiellophyceae, Mamiellales, Bathycoccaceae. The record is from RefSeq and is a predicted model, not a curated record. Bases 1 to 2250 code for a protein of 749 amino acids. The transcript has a single exon.